Messenger RNA from Argiope bruennichi, 1992 nucleotides. RefSeq lists its product as uncharacterized. Bases 1 to 1992 code for a protein of 663 amino acids. The transcript has 6 exons. Lineage: Eukaryota; Metazoa; Arthropoda; Arachnida; Araneae; Araneidae. The record is from RefSeq and is a predicted model, not a curated record.
AUGGCGACCAGCGAAAAACACGAACCGAAACUAAGUGCAACGGAAACUGCAGCUAAUGGUGAAGUAGCCAAGGUUAGUAUAAAAAUACCUCCAUUUUGGACAGAAAAGCCAGAAAUUUGGUUUUACCAAGUGGAGGCGCAAUUUUCCAUUAGUGGUAUUAAAUCGGAGGAAACAAAAUUUCAUUAUUUAAUUGCGCAGAUGGAACCAAGAUUUGUUGAAAAUUUAUGGGAUAUAGUCACUGAUACUAAUGAAAAUAAAUAUACCGCUGCGAAGGAGAGAUUGCUGAAUACCUUUAAAGAAAGCGAAAAUAGACGUAUUCAGCGUCUCGUGUCAGAAAUGGAGUUAGGCGAUUUACGGCCAACUCAACUACUUCAAAAAAUGCGUAGUUUGGCGACAGAUGGGAUUUCGGAUAAUGUGUUGAAAACUCUAUUUCUUCAAAAAAUGCCGGAUUCCAUCCGAAAUAUCCAAAUCGUCAGCAAUGAAGAUAUCCGGAAACUUGCCGAAAUGGCUGACCGUAUUGUAGAAAUGCAUCCGAAUCGGGAAAUAUAUGCUACAUCUAGAAGUGAUAUACAGCAGGAUAGUGAAAUAAAUAGUUUACGUUCACAAAUUGUUUCUUUAGAGCGUAAAAUCAACCGCUUACAACUUGAACGCAGUCGUUCAAGGAGCAGAGCUGCUAAUCAAAACAGUCGGGGGCGCAGCGCGUCUCGUAAACGAUUUAAUCCUGCUGAUGAUGUAUUGAUUGCCUCUUCUAGUCCAGAAGAACAUCGUUCACAUCUCAAAAUAGUUUUUCAACGCUUAAAUGAUUACGGGCUUCGCAUAAAUGUCAUCAAAUCAGUUUUCGGAGUUGAUUCACUAGAAUUUUUGGGCUAUAAAAUUUCGGCUAAAGGAUCAAGGCCUCUGCCUGAAAAAGUAAAGGCCAUAUUAGAGUAUCCGUUGCCAAACACCCUUCAAAAAUUGCGUACAUUUUUAGAUACAUUAUCGAGAAUUGCUAAUGUUAACCUGCCAUCUAUAGACUAUGAUCAAAUUGCUGAUGCCCAAAUUGAUGAUGACGAACUGAAACAACUGCGACUUUACAAUAAAUCAUUGAAAUUUAAGCAGUGUCAACUUCCAUCCGGAAAAUCUUUAUGGUGCGACACAUCUACAUCAAAGAAAUAUCCUGCAGUUACUAAAUUGCCAGACCCUAAUCAGCCUGUUAAACAAAAUACUGUGCAUUAUAUCAAUACCAAAGGUCCUCCUGUCUCAGCUAAACCUAGAAAGUUAGCUCCAGACAGGCUAAAAAUAGCCAAAGCUGAAUUUCAGCGCAUGAUCCAUCUUGGUCAUAUGAGACCUUCUAUAAGUUCAUAUUCUUCUCCUUUGCACAUGGUGUCUAAAAAAGGAUCUAUUGAAUGGCGACCGGUUGAUAACUAUCGUGCACUUAAUGCACAAAACGUCAAAGACAAAUAUCCCAUUGUCUGUAUUGCUGAUUUUACAUCUGAAUUGCAUGGUAAACAAAUGUUCAGUCACAUCGAUCUCGCAUACCAUCAAAUUCUUAUCAACCCUGAUGAUGGGCAUAAAACUGCAAUAUGCACUCCAUUUGGCCUUUUUGAGAGCUUGCGAAUGCAGCACAAAAACAAAAAGAAACAUCCUCGUCCCAAAGCUCCCAAUUCUACUGAGCAAUUACAAUGGAACUAUGCUGCAAUAAUUUCCCUCAAUGCUUCUAAAGAAGCAUUUGCUAAAGCAACGCUUUUAAGACAUCCCAUACCUGGUGAUAAAUUAAGCUUGUGGGUAGAUGCUUCGAACGCAGCUGUUGAUGAAAUUUCCCCUACUGUAAUUGAUUUUAAGGAAUUCGCUUCUGCUCAAUCAAUUAACGACGGACUACAACAGCUUUUAAAGUCCAAUAAUUCCUCUUUAAAAAUUAAGGAACAGUAUUUAUCUCUUGAGGACAUUCAUCUGUAUUGUGAUAUACCUCAAAACAACCCCGACCUUUUGUUCCUAAAAACAUGUGGCAACUAA